This is a messenger RNA of Oppia nitens, 1320 nucleotides long. RefSeq names its product ethanolaminephosphotransferase 1-like. The record is from RefSeq and is a predicted model, not a curated record. Gene Ontology annotation, cellular component: Golgi apparatus; endoplasmic reticulum membrane. Gene Ontology annotation, molecular function: ethanolaminephosphotransferase activity. NCBI's taxonomy places the organism in Eukaryota, Metazoa, Arthropoda, Arachnida, Sarcoptiformes, Oppiidae. Gene Ontology annotation, biological process: phosphatidylethanolamine biosynthetic process. The transcript has 6 exons. The coding region runs from base 96 to 1202 and encodes 368 amino acids.
UUUUUGAUUACAAAUUUCUAUCAAAAUCUCAUUUGAAGGGAUUUGAAAAUUAUAAGUACAGUUCACUGGACACCAGCCCUCUUAGCAAUUAUGUGAUGCAUCCCUUCUGGAACCUAACGGUUCAGAUUGUUCCCAAAUGGUUGGCACCUAAUGUAUUGACAUUUGUCGGCUUCCUGUUUACUGUGGGCAACGGCAUCCUAUUGACUAUUUACGACCGAGAUUUUUACGGAUCAAGCGAUUCAGUGGACAAACGCUUAUGGCCGGCAGUGCCCGCUUGGGUCUGGYUAAUCUGUGCUGUUAAUCACUUUCUAGCCCAUACAUUGGAUGGCAUUGAUGGCAAACAAGCCCGACGUACCGGUUCCAGUGGACCACUCGGAGAACUUAUGGAUCACGGAAUGGACAGCUGGACGGCACUAUUCAUACCAUUCUGUAUAUAUUCAAUCUUUGGACGAUCCGACUAUAGCGAGUGUCCAUUGAGAAUGUUAUUCAUAUUUUGGACAAUAUUCAUAACAUUUUAUUUGUCUCAUUGGGAAAAAUACAAUACCGGCAUACUAUACCUGCCCUGGAGUUACGAUGUCUCCCAAAUAGCUCUAAUGAUCAUGUAUUUGGCUACUAGUUUCUGGUCGUAUAAGUUAUGGAAGUUCGAGAUGCCGUUCCUUGAGAUUACCAGUGGCCGACUGUUUGAAUUGAUAUCUUACGCUGGUUGUUUUAUAGCGUCAGCACCCGUCACCAUAUAUAAUGUAUAUUCCUGUAAAACCCAAAAACAGCCUAAUUUUUGGGAGUCAUUCCGGCCUUUGAUGCCUCUCUUAGUCUUAUUUUCGACUACCACUGCUUGGGCCGUAUUUUCCCCAAACAAUAUUAUUGAAAUUGAUCCAAGGUGCUUUUAUUUUAUGGUCGGAACUGUCUUCUCAAAUAUUGCUUGUCGGUUAAUAGUUAGUCAAAUGUCUUCAACACGAUGUGAAGCCAUCAACUGGUUUUUGAUGCCGUUAGCGGCCAUUGUCUUAGUGGUAACAUUGUURCCAAUCAGUCAGUCGCAGGAACUACUUCUUUUGCGAGCCAUGUCUCUAUUGUUUACCUUAAGUCACAUUCAUUACGCUGUUUGUAUUGUACGACAAAUGUGUGAUCACUUCAGGAUCAACUGUUUUUCGUUGAAAAAGAGGGACUCCGCUGACGAUAGUGAAGAAGCAGAAAGUUUAGUUUAAGACCUGGUUUAUCAAAAAUAAAUAAAAAUUGUGGACCGAAUAUUUCAACUCAAAACCUCAUUGUAUUUUUUAAAACAUAAUUUUUGAAUAUAUAUUUCAAAAUAAUAUAUAUUUUUAA